UGAAAAAAUAAAAAAUGUCAUUCUGAUUCUGUCUGUCUGUUUCUGUAUAAAUCCGUCUUAAAUCUGUAUUUGUUUCCAAAUGGAUUCUCCAGGAGAAGUCAAUAUUUUACAAACUGAUGACCUAGCAUUAACACCUGAAGAAAUGAGAAGAUUAGAACACAUAAAAAUGCACGAGAAACACAAAGGACACGAAGCGAUGCAUACAGAAAUGGUUUUUAUCCUUCUCAUCACAGUGAUAGUUGCUCAGGUUAUUUUAGUAGAAUGGAAAAAGCGACACCAAAAAUCUUAUCAGUUGGCGACGCUGUUUGGAAUGUGGAUCAUCCCUUUAGGAAUGUGUCUAAAAAACCAAUGGUGGAGGUUUAUCUUCCUAUGGCUAGUCUUCUCUUGUAUAACGGGACUGAUCGUUAGAAAAGCAGUGGAGAAACCUAUACAAGGCACAACACCAAGGUUAGUGUACAAGUGGUUUUACCUAAUUUACAAGCUAAGCUACGGCUUGGGGAUCAUCGGAUAUGUCAUUAUGGUCUUGACGUUCUUCGGGCUGAACGUCGUGUUUGAUGCUAAGCCUCAGACUUGGAUGGAUGUCGCUCUACUGUUCCUCUUCUACGGACUCUACUAUGGCGUACUCGCACAAGACGUGGCGGAAAUAUCUAGCGAUAAGAUGGCGUCUCAUAUUGGGUACUACACAGCCAAUGGUAUGCCUACUAGACAUCUAGAGGCCGGCGUAUGUGCCGUGUGUGGCAACCGACUACUGGUGCAAGAGAACGAGGAAGGAGUUUUGGAAAACACGUAUAAACUCAGCUGUGACCAUGUAUUCCACGAGUUCUGUAUCAGAGGAUGGUGUAUUGUCGGCAAGAAACAGACAUGUCCUUACUGCAAGGAGAAAGUUGAUCUCAAGAAGAUGUUUUGCAAUCCCUGGGAGAAGCCCCAUGUUUUAUAUGGUCAGCUGUUAGACUGGCUUCGGUGGCUUGUAGCGUGGCAACCUGUUAUCUUCGGCAUAGUGCAAGGCAUCAACUACGUUCUAGGCUUGGAGUGACCAGAUUCUACCAACCAAAGACUCGACCCACCAAAUACGCAGGGUUACAUGACGAGGGAAAGAUAAGACAUUGGCAUUGUUACCAACACAAUCUAGACAGUGCUGUGCUUAGUUUCAAGUACAACAAUAAAAUUUGUUAUCCGUUUGUAGCUCAUCAAAGAAAUAAUGAAUUUAUCAUGUAUCAAAGUUUUGAAUUUAUAUAGAAAAAAUUUUAAUAUUUUUAAUUUGGAGAGGGGAGGGCUGAGAUAUGUUGGAGUGUUGACGCUGGUUAUGUUGGCCCAAAUUUUGAAUGGAGGAUUAGAGAAAUGCCUUGUAUAGUUUUUUACCGACUUGAUUAGCCGAUACCUUAGCCAGAAUCAUUAAUCUAUUGACGGCGACUUGUGUAUAGCCCUUCACCACAUUUCGCCACAAGAUAGGUCGUGCUGCUAACCUUCACCAGUCACAUUGAACUGUCAAUAAAUUUGUUAAUUCUGUUAACACGUAAAACAUAUUAUUUAUAAAUUAGGAUUUUUUGAGGAUAGCAGGCUUAAUUGAAUGGGAAAGAGUCUAACUUGCACAAGAGACACAAAACUUAACUUUAUAUACACAAUUAAGGAAGAGAGUUUAAAAAACGCUCUUCCUUAGUUGAAAAUGCUGUCAGUGACAGUGAAUUAUUAUAAUUUGUGUAUAUAGAGUAAAGUUCUGUGUUUAUUGUGCCAGUUUGGACACUUUCCCAUUUAGGUAAGCCUGCUAUCUCCCAAAAAAUGUUAGAUACUUAUUUAUCAAUUAGUCACAACUGCCCUCCCCAAUGACGGAUCAGAAUGCAGGAAAACCAUACCGGUUCUAACAAUUAUAAAAUAGUGGGGAUGUUAUUGUAUCCUAUUCCAUCUAGUCUGUAUGUUUUUUUUAUAUAAUGUAAUCGUGAUAUAAAACACAAAAUAUACUCAGGAUCACCAGAAAGUGCAGUUUAUGGGACCAGUAAAAUAAAUUUUACAUGUUGGUUUUGAUUUUCUCCACGUAGGAACUCAAAAUCUAAGCUUCAUAAACUGUUGUACUGUGAACAAACUGAUGCAGUGAACAUAUCUUAUACAGAACAUAAUAUGUGAGUCAUAAUAUAUAAUAUAAAACACUAUUUGAAGCAUAGUACCCGUCCUUCGUACGGGGUUGGCAUAUAUUCGUACGGGGUAAAAUGCUUAUUGCAUUUAUGUAUUUGUCCACUGUGUUUGCUAUGAGGAAGGACACGGAGAAAACACUAAUAAGGUUAACAUGGGAAUCUCCAGAGCCACUGGGGGGGAGCUCGAAAGGAUCUUUGAAAUAAGAGUGUGUCUAUGUUAAUCGGGAAAGUAGCUAUCAUCAUACCAAACUUUAGCUCAAUCCGACCAGUAGUUAAUGCAUGAUUGAACUUCAAACAAACAAACACACAAACUUUCACAUUUAUAAUAAUAGUAAGAUUAGAUUGUAUAUAAUAUAUGUGUGUCUUUGAAUGCACAGAGUAGCAAGAUCAUAGGAUACAAGCUUAUGGGACAACCGUGCGCUUUUAGCUCCGGUAUGUUGGGGCGGAAAUGUACUUGUACCGAGCAAAGACGAGCCGUAACGGCGAUGGCCACAUAGCAUUUUUGUACAGCAGUUUUUUAGCUCACAGGGUCAGUACGUGAAGACGAGGGGGGAAAGGAGAGCAUGAGGGGACGACAAAUAGAAUUUGCUCUAGACUCCAGCGACUGGUGCUAGACACCUUUUUAGUGUACCAUUGAAUGUUUCCUCUGUAACUUACUUCUCUAUGGUGAAUUUGAUAACUUAGUAAUUUUGGUCCAAUUUUGACAAAAUUUGGCUUGAAGGUGUACGGCAAGAUAAACUUUAACGAGUUUGGAAACCAGCAAGAUCUGGUUAUAGAAACGGGGUAUUAUGAGGUUUUAAAUUUUCAAAAAUUUGUAUUUUCAAAAAUUAUCCCAUUUGACAUGAAAAUGCCAAAUUUUCAUCAAGCCAUUAAAAAAUCAAGUAAUUUUGUAUUUUAUGGAAAGAUUGUUGUACAGCUAAAGGCAACAGAGAAAAUUCCAAAUAGGCCUACUUUACAUUUUAAUUUCUAUGUUAUUCUUAUGGAGAAAAAGAAAACGAUUGUAGUUUACAUGUUUAUUGAUAUUAUGUUUUUGACAUUUGGCAAAUUUAUUUCUUUGUAUACCAUUGAUGUUUGGUCAAAAACCACUUUUUACGUACCCCAUAGUAGCAAACCUAGGCACUCGUUAAAUUACAUCAUGUGGCAUAAAUAUGUUUUGUUUACGGAAAUAUUUGAGUAAAAAUCGAAUCAGGCAAAUUGAAAUUUGCUUAGCCUGUAGGGUUAGCUGCGGCGGAGGUGGUUAAUCCAGUUUUUAUUUUGAGCUCAAAUUUGCGGCAUUGUAUUCCGCUAAUAAAGCCCUUUUAUUUGAUGUGCAUAGCGACCUAUGCAUAAGUUUUUUAUUUUCAUCCGACUUCUAGCGGGUGCCUCCCUGAGGAUGUAGCGUAUAAUAUAAUUGCAAGUUCAAUGCAUCUUUGAACGGCUGCCAUUUUUGACUCGGUUGUCCGUUUGUGUUAAAACUUGCGGCAUUGUAUUCUACUAGUAAAGGCCUUUAAUUUGAGGUGCAUAUCAACCUAUGCUUACAUUUAAGAUUUUCUUCCGACUCUAAGGGCCGUUCCCCUUAGACGUACCACUGAAUAAUGGGUUGAAAUUAUUUUAAUGUCCAGCAACUGUACAAGUUUUGAAGCUCUAUAUUUAUUAAUUUUUGAAAUAUUUAACCGUCAUGGGACUUUUUUCCAUCCCAUAUUUAUAUUGUGUCUGUGAACGCAAUAACUUAGGUAAUUUUUGUCCGAUUUUGAUGAAAUUUUGCUUGAUGGUGUAGGGCGGGAUAAACUUGAAUGAGUUCGUGAAUUAGGUUGAUUGGACCAUGGGAACGGGUUUAAAAAAAAUGGAUUUCCCAAUUUUCAACCCUCAAAAUAUAAAAUUUUCUAAACUAUUUAGAAGAGCUUAAAAACAAAUGAUUUAUUACAUUGAAUUGUUUUUGUAUGGUUAUUGGUUACACAUACUAAGUAAACUGUUGUAGUUUGCUUGUUUAUGCAUAGGCCUAUAUUUUGAUUAAACUUGGCAAAUUUAUUUAUUUUAUAGUAAGCUUAAGCUACUAGAGGUGAUCAUUAAACCUAAUGUUAUUGUCAUUUAAUAGACUUAAGUGAAAAUCAAAUCAGGAAAAAAGAAAUUCGCUUAGUCUGCAGGUUUGCUGCGGCGGGGAUAUUUUAACAUUUUACGAGGGAACACGGUCAAAACCCUGAUCUUGUUACAAUCUAGCAUCAACCUUUUUGUAAUUCCAUAUUAAUUAUUAGCCCGAUGAUAAAACAUCUGGACCUAGUAACGAUCUUGCUUGGAAUCAAACCAGCGAAUUUCAGUUGAAGGCGAGAACUAUAACCACUCCGGACCACACCCAGACAAUCUAAUACUAAAUUAUUUAUGAUUAUGACAAUUGAUUACUUUAAUGAUCGUACCUUAUGCACUUUCUUGUGGUCCCCUAAACAAUUUAAAACUGACUAUUCAUGUACUGUCAUGGAUUUAAAAUUCUUAUAAUAGCAGAAACAAAGAUUUCCGCAACACCCCAACUUAAAAAUUAUGUUUAACUACAAUUUAGGCCUAAGUACAUAAUUUUUAUACUCUAGUUAAUCAAUCAAAUGACAAGUUCAAUCUAUGUUCUUGUGGAUUUCAAAUACUUUUUAGUAAAAAAUAAAUUUGGCAAUCAAAAGAACAAUAAUGUUUUAGUAAUUAACGUUACUUAACGAUCUUUUGAAAUAUUUACUAUUUUUGAAUAUCAUCAUAAUCUUAGCAAAAGAUUAAUUUCACAAAUCAUAAUUUUUUAUUGUAAAGGAUUAUCCAUGUAUCCACCUCAGCAACUAAGCAAAAUGAUUAUUGUUGUAAAAGAUAGAUGUAACCAUUUUGUAAUGCACUUAAGUAGAAGUGGCUUCAAGGAAUUGCUUGUUUCGGAACAAAGGACUUAGUUUUGCUGUUGUAUAAGUUAAGUUUAAUGUAUACCUGUGUUUGUAAAUAUGUUAUUUGUGAUAAUAAACUACCUUUGAAUUA
This is a messenger RNA of Macrosteles quadrilineatus (aster leafhopper), 5102 nucleotides long. Its product is annotated as E3 ubiquitin ligase Rnf121. The transcript is spliced from 9 exons. Gene Ontology annotation, cellular component: Golgi membrane; endoplasmic reticulum membrane. Gene Ontology annotation, molecular function: metal ion binding; ubiquitin protein ligase activity. The record is from RefSeq and is a predicted model, not a curated record. Lineage: Eukaryota; Metazoa; Arthropoda; Insecta; Hemiptera; Cicadellidae. The coding region runs from base 80 to 1033 and encodes 317 amino acids.